GUGUGUGUGUGUGUGUGCACCUUUAUCUAGAAACGUUGACUCUUGCAGCCUCUGUGUUACCAUCUGUUGUCCUCUCGUGGUUCACAUGGAGCAAAGUGAUUAGGAGGCCGCGGAGGAGACAGACAGCACGACGAACAGGAUGCCUCUGAACGCGGGAGACCCGGGCUACGGCAGCGUGCCAGGCCCCGGGCCGCCGGGCGGUGUGGGCGGCUCGGAGACGGCGCCGCUGCUCAUCCCGGAGCCCGACCCGGAACCGGCGCAGCAGUGGCAGCCCAUGACCAAAGAGGAGCUGGAAGUCGCCGCGGGGGGUCCGGGGUGGAGGAGGCUGCGUUGCUACAUGGUGCUGCUGUUCUGGCUGGCCUGGGUGGCCAUGCUCGCCACCGCCAUCGCCAUCAUAGCGGUGAGCCCCCGGCCGGUUGUGACACCGCUCAGGUGGUGGCAGAAGACGCUGUUCUACCAGCUGCGGCCCGACCUGUUCGUGGAGGCGCAGGCGGAGGGGUCGGGGGGCAUAAAUGUGCUGUGUGAGCAGCUUCCCUACCUCAGGUCCCUGGGUAUAGGGGCUCUAAUCCUGGAGGGCCUGUUUGAUAAAGAGGCGUCUCCUUUAAACCUCACUGCGACUGGUGAACGCUCGGAGACGUUGCCUCAGAUCCAGCAUCUGCUCACAGAGAGCAACAAGGCAGGUCUCAAAGUGGUGUUAGACUUCUGUGAACUGGAUCUAGAUGUAGCAGGAAACAAGCCAUCCAUCCCCUCAGCCACAGUACAGCAUGCACUGCGGUUCUGGUUGGAGCAGGGUGUGGCAGGUUUUGCAAUCUGUGACACAGAUGCAGCAUAUUCAGAAAAGACGCUGCUGGAGUGGAGAGGUAUCUUCAAGGAAUUUGGAAGUCAGGAGGACGAAAGGAUUGUGGUGGUAAAACAAACGCAAGACAUCCUGCCUCCUCUGAACAACUCCAGCCAGAUCAACAAGACGCUGGUGGAUGUGGUAAUGAGGUCAAUUCUGCCAUCUUCAAAUCGCUUGUUGUCAGCCCAGGAAGUGGCUGACGCUAUAGAGAGAGACUUGCAAACAAAAGAAGAUGAUAUAUGGCCCAGCUGGACAGUUGGAGGUAAAGCAUCUCAUGACUUGAAGAAAUUACUCCUGGUGUUGAUGAUGACUCUGCCAGGAUCACCUGCAUUCCAGUAUGAUAAAGAGAUUGACCAAACACAGGACAAGGAGAAGGCGAAGCGUUCAGCUGUAGCUCUCUUUACCUCCCUCAGUCGCGCCAGAGCCAGAGAAGAAGCUCUUCUGUACGGCAGCUUCACCUUCCUACCCUUCAACACCUCCACCAACUCCACUCUUGCCUCUCCUUCGUCUCCCCCAAUCCUGGCCUUCCUGCGCUCCUGGGGCUGUGUCCACUUCCUGGUUCUGCUCAACGUCGGGCCUGCGCUUCACGCUCUGGAUCCUGCCUGGGCCCCGAGCCUGCCCGAGGCUGGAGUGUUUGUGACCAGCACAGGAAAGGACCGCCUGGGGUCGACAUCUCUGUACACGCUGGAACUGCAGCCCCACGAAGCCAUCGUCAUCAAACUGUUUGAGAAAGGAAGCUACUCGUAGAGUUUAUGUCAUCAGUUGCUUGGAGAUUUAGGUGCUGGGAUUUUGAGUUUUCUUCUCACAGAAUGACAAAUAUCUAACACAAAUGUUUUUUUUUUUUUUUUUUUUUUUAAAGUUCUGAUUGCUAUGUACUCACAGGUCACUGAAAAUAAAAUAGUUAAUUUGUUGUGUGCGGCAUCAUUUGUUGUCAGGAUAUAGUGGGUUCUGUUUUACCCUCUUGAGUCUAUGUAGGUGAAUACACUGAGCGUGUUUUAGUUAUGGAAACAUAACAUUAACAUAACUUUAUAUAUCAGGUAAAGACCAGGAAACCAUUUGAAAGU
Molecule: messenger RNA, 1902 nt
Organism: Xiphias gladius (swordfish)
Lineage: Eukaryota; Metazoa; Chordata; Actinopteri; Istiophoriformes; Xiphiidae
Product: 4F2 cell-surface antigen heavy chain
Exons: 9
Coding region: 140-1585 (481 amino acids)
Biological process (GO): amino acid transport
Source: RefSeq, a predicted model, not a curated record